AUGACGAGGGACUUGGAGGUAGAUGCUGGAGUUAUGCUUAUAAUAGCAGCAGGAAGGCGUGCCCCAACCCGCGAUCUCCUCUUCCUUACCUCCCCUCCGUCGCCUCUCCCUCCUCCCCGAUGUCGCCUCUCCCUCCUCCCCGCCGUCGCCUCUCCCUCCUCCCCGCCGUCGCCUCUCCCUCCUCCCCGCCGUCGCCUCUCCCUCCUCCCCGCCGUCGACUCUCCCUCCUCCCCGCCGUCGCCUCUCCCUCCUCCCCGCCGUCGCCUCUCCCUCCUCCCCGCCGUCGCCUCUCCCUCCUCCCCGCCGUCGCCUCUCCCUCCUCCCCGCCGUCGCCGCUCCAUCCUCCCUGCCGUCGCCUCUCCUUCCUCCCCGCCGUCGCCUCUCCCUCCUCCCCGCCGUCGCCUCUCCCUCUUCCCCGCCGUCGCCUCUCCCCCCUCCCCGCCGUCGCCUCUCCCUCCUCCCCGCCAUCGCCUCUCCCUCCUCCCCGCCGUCGCCUCUCCCCCCUCCCCGCCGUCGCCUCUCCCUCCUCCUCGCCGUCGCCUCUCCCUCCUCCCCGCCGUCGCCUCUCCCUCCUCCCCGCCGUCGCCUCUCCCUCCUCCCCGCCGUCGCCUCUCCCUCCUCCCCGCCGUCGCCUCUCCCUCCUCCCCGCCGUCGCCUCUCCCUCCUCCCCGCCGUCGCCUCUCCCUCCUCCCCGCCGUCGCCGCUCCUUCCUCCCCGCCGUCGCCGCUCCUUCCUCCCCGCCGUCGCCGCUCCUUCCUCCCCGCCGUCGCCUCUCCCUCCUCCCCGCCGUCCCCUCUCCCUCCUCGUGGUUGCCUCUCCCUCCUCCCCGCCGUCGCCGCUCCCCCCUGA
Closterium sp. NIES-65 is the source of this 849-nucleotide messenger RNA. The record is from the annotation of a GenBank genome assembly. NCBI's taxonomy places the organism in Eukaryota, Viridiplantae, Streptophyta, Zygnematophyceae, Desmidiales, Closteriaceae.